AUGGAUAGUUCUGAGGCUUCCAACCUUCAACAUCACACUUUUGAAGUUCCCGAAAGGCGGGCGGCGCCGGGCGUUGUAAUCGCUCGGGUCGAAAACCUCAUUGCUUCGUUACUAGAUGAUCUCAUCGAAGGCCAGGAACUCUAUCCUCCGGUCCCAGUGUCAAUCAAGCUUGGCGCAACAUCAUCGAGCCAUCUAAGGUCCACAGAAGCCGCGCAGCCGGGACAACCAACAACUACCAGCUCCGUGUCAUUCCCUGGAAAGAGUCAUCAGCAAUCCAGAAAGAUCGCGAGGCUUCUCAAGAUUCUACAACUAUCCCAUGCUGCACUCGUUACUGGAACCAUCGUCACCAAAAGAAACAUUUACUACCAGGAUGAGGGGCUCUUCCUCGAGCAGCGAGUGGUUGAUACUCUGGUCGACCAGCUUGCUUGCUCAUUGGGGCUGGGCCGAGACGCACUAUGCAUAUUGCAAGGUCGCAGCAUCCAAAGGCUUAGUAGUGGGCCACCUGGACUUGAUCAUGAAAGACCACUCGGUCUUAUCCUGCUCGAGUACGCAGGGCACGGUGAGUUAUGGGCUGAUCACCCGAGAGACACAUACAGAAAGGCUAACAGCGAGCUCAAGGGAAGCCUCAUCCCUCCGCCUGAAGCGAUACGUCAAAUGUCAGUAACUCCGCCGAAUUGGGUCUUGAUAGUCGAGAAGGAGGCAACCUUUCGGAGUCUUGCAGCAUCUAGGUACUGGAAGAAAUCACUUGCUGGACCCGGGAUCGUGAUUACGGGGAAGGGAUACCCAGAUCUUGCCACUCGGCAGCUCGCCUUCUUGCUGCAUUCAUUUGUUCAGCCUGUUCCAUUCUAUGUCUUGGUCGACUUUGACCCACACGGGGUCGACAUCUUCCGUGUGCUAAAGAAGGGGAGCAGCAAUUUGUCCCACGAGCAGAAUAUAAGCAUCCCGAGCCUACGAUGGCUUGGAAUCAGGUGCGAGCAACUAACAUAUCCGAGCUUUUCAACAAACAUAGGCACCGGGCAAGCUUCGCAGGACAAGGUCAUUGCUAGAACCUUUCGCACUUCGGGCGAGAUGAAGCCCCUCACCUUGACUGAUCGACAGACAGCCGCCAGGCUUCUAACAGGCCUUCAACGGGAACCAAUGAGGCAAUGGGAACAGGACACCUACCUCAAAGAGCUACAGCUGAUGCAAAUGCUGGGGUAUAAAGCCGAGAUACAGGCGGUUGACAAGCAUGGCGAUCUGACAGACUGGUUGGAUGAGGAACUCCUGAAAUGGGAAUCACAAGUUGGUCCUUCUCACCUUCAACAAGCCACCAUCUCACCUCUCGUCAGGACGAGCGACCGCCAGAUGUCACCAAAGUUGAGUGAAGACGAGAUCGAUGAUCUCAUCUACUUCUCCCGUGCCGGAGAAGAGGAUGAACUCGCCAAAUUACUGUCAAGCCUGGCGCAACGCGAAAAGGUCUCGGAAGCAGAGAUUUUGAUGGCCGCCAAAGACGAAGGACAGUCGAGCUGCCUUCACAUGGCUACGGGGAACGGAAAUCUAGCUAUCGUCAAAUCUACCCUGACUUGUUUUGACGGCCGGCCGGAGGCUGAGAAGAAGCUAUUCAUUGAUGCUCCAAAUGAGUACGGCAAUACUGGUCUACAUUGGGCAGCCAUGAACGGCCAUCUCGACGUAGUAAAACUGCUCAUUGAGCAGGGUGCGUCGCCGGCUCUUGCCAAUGACAAGAAUUACAUUCCACUAGAUCUGGCAAGCUUCAACGACAAGGUCGAAGUCGUGGAUUACUUCCUGGCGCAGUCAGGCGGGAUAGAGGGCGACAACAGCGACGGGCUGGAGGGCGCGGUAGGGGAGGUGCAGAUGGCUGAAGGCGAGUUGGGAGAUGGAGACGAUGAUGGGGAUGUCGACAACAAAGCAUGA
Thyridium curvatum is the source of this 1911-nucleotide messenger RNA. RefSeq lists its product as uncharacterized. The record is from RefSeq and is a predicted model, not a curated record. Gene Ontology annotation, cellular component: nuclear chromosome. Lineage: Eukaryota; Fungi; Ascomycota; Sordariomycetes; Thyridiales; Thyridiaceae. The coding region runs from base 1 to 1911 and encodes 636 amino acids. Gene Ontology annotation, molecular function: ATP binding; protein binding; DNA binding. Gene Ontology annotation, biological process: reciprocal meiotic recombination; meiotic DNA double-strand break formation; meiotic DNA double-strand break processing. The transcript is spliced from 8 exons.